CCGGGACAUAUGGAGGCUUUCAAGAGUUUUAAGUGCUUCAUAACUAGUACAAAUAGCUCCCCACUGACCUUGACAGUCAUCAAACCAACCUCUCUCUUCCAAAUCAACUAACUACUCAAAGCAUAUCUAUAGUUAUUUGGAAAAUGGCGGCCUACCCUUACUACUCUCCUCCUCCACCACCACCACCUCCACCACACCACCACCACCACCACCACCACCAUCCAAAAUCUCCACCCCUGCCUUGUACACCCACUCCGCCACCGCCGCCACCACCACCACCACCAUGUUCUCCCACUCAUACGCCUCCUACCCAUUCGGCAAAGCCACCUCAAUAUGGCUAUCCAAAAUCCCCUCCACCGCCGCCGGAUCACCACCAUUACUAUCCUCAGCCACCGGCAGUGUCUCCGCCAGUAAUGGCGGCACCACCUCAGAGUCACACUUACCCUCCCAAGGGUUCAUCUUCUCCACCCCAUCCAUACACGCCACCAAAAAUAUCACCUCCAAAACAAUCUCCACCGAAGGCAACACCCCCAUCAUACCCACCAAAUUCACCUCCCAAGGGUUCAUCCUCGCCAUCACGUCCAUACACACCUCCAAAACCAUCGCCACCAAAGGCAACACCACCAACGUCAUAUCCACCAAAAUCCCCCCCGAAGGGUUCAGCUCCCCCACCGCGUCCAUACACCCCGCCAAAACCAUCAUCUCCAAAUGCGACACCGCCAAAGUCCCCUCCGAAGGGUUCAGCUCCGCCAAAGCUAACACCUUCAAAUGCGGCAUCGCCAACUUCAUAUCCACCAAAGUCACCUUCCCAUUCGCCAACUCGCCCCAAGGCGACCCCACCAAAUUCUGAAUACCCGCCAAAACCAAGCAAGACACCGCCGGCUCAGCCGCCAAAAUUCUACUCCCCUAAGCCAAGCAAGAAUACUCCACCAGCUCAGCCACCAAAACCCUAUCCCCCUAAGCCAAGCAAGAACACUCCACCGGCUCAACCCCCUAAGCCAAGCAAGAACACUCCUCCUGCUAAACCCCCUAAACCCUAUUCCAAACCGCCUCCAACGACUUACCCCGGCUCACCACUUGCUCAGCCACCGACCUUCCAUGGCUACGCUCCGGCCCCGCCUACUUUUGGACCGCCUUCGCCUACCAUCAAUGGUAUCCCACCUUCUUCUGAUAUCACGGCACCGCCUCCGGGUGGCAAUCAUACCACUGUUAUAGCAGUUUGUGUUUCCCUGGGAGGUGCUUUCUUCCUGGCAUUCAUCUUAGUUGGCCUCUUCUGCCUUGCAAAGAAGAAGAAGAAGCCGGUUAUGGUUCCGGCCGCAGCUGCUGCUUGUGCAUCAUCAGAGUCCGAUGAAGAAAGUAGCCGUGGAGCAGCAGUAGGAGUAGCCGCUGCCGUGGCCGUCGCCGGAGGAUCUCCGGGUAGUUCCGUGUCUUCAUCAGUCCAUGGUUCAAGACACCAGCGUAGUAGUUACUAAAAGUGUUCAAAUAUCUUAAACUCGUAAUCGUGAUCAUGCAUGUGUUAAUAAUGUGUUUAAGUUUGGGUUCUUGCGCUGUUUGGCACACGUUAGUUUGUCCAACGCCACACGAAUUUAAAAUGCAGUGAUAAGCCAACUCCUUGUUAUCGUUCGUAAAAUGCAGGUGUGGUUUCAUUAAAUUUCAUUGGUUGGGUUGGUUCAUAAUAAUAAGUUUCGUUGAAAGAGCGUAACAGUAUAUUUUAAUUUUUUCGAUUGUGUUAUUCAUCAAAUUUAUUGAUCGUGCAUGAUCAAAGGACUGGGGGCAGUACUUCGGUUUUAUUGUAAGUUUUGUGUAGUGUGCAGUUGUUUAUUUAAAUAUUCGGUGGCGUAGUACAUGAAAGAAAGUGAGUAAAUAUAUUGGAAGUUUGUACUA
Molecule: messenger RNA, 1884 nt
Organism: Humulus lupulus (European hop)
Lineage: Eukaryota; Viridiplantae; Streptophyta; Magnoliopsida; Rosales; Cannabaceae
Product: extensin-like
Exons: 1
Coding region: 144-1472 (442 amino acids)
Biological process (GO): plant-type secondary cell wall biogenesis
Source: RefSeq, a predicted model, not a curated record